AUGUUACUUAGGGCUGGUUACUGUAACGGAAGGACUAGCGGUGAGCCUUAUCUGUUCUGGCAGCAACUUGUUUUCAAGAUUUCAGUGCUACAUCUGCCUGGCCUUGCUCUUGCUGCUUGGAUGUUAAUUUGCUUCUAUGUAUCCGUGGAUGGCUAUCCCAAUGGAAAAGUAAGAGGAGCCUGCACUAGCAUGAUACCUUGUCAUGGCAGCUCUCCACAGCUGACACCUGAGCACACCAUUACAGUGAAUGGGACUGAAUUUAAACCAGGGGACAUAAUAGAAGUUUCUCUGUCUGGACCAGAUUUUGAAGGAUUUUUCAUACAAGCCCGGGAUGCAGAAGACCUGGAUAGCUCUGCAAUUGGUUCUUUCAUGUUAGUUGACAGGAGAGUUUCUCAGCUUCUGACAUGUGGCCGUACCAAGAAUUCAGCUGUCAGUCACACAAGUAAAGCAAAAAAGAAAUACAUAAAAGUUUAUUGGUUUGCUCCUGGAGAUGCACCAAAGCAUGUACAGUUUCUAGCCACAGUUGUAAAGAAAUACAGAAUUUUCUGGGUGAAGAUUCCUGGUCCCAUUGUUUCUCAGCCUAAUGCACCAUCCCCAACAGCACCCCUACAUGCAACAUCAGAGGCCAUAUCAACUUCGCACCCAUUUUCCUACUUAUCAAAGCCAUUUAAUGCAUCAGGUUGUGGAAGUACAAAGUUCUGCAUUAGGAACCCUUCAAACUGUGAUCCUGGAAGUGCUUCUUGUUUUUACCUAUCCUUCCAAAGAGAGAAGAGUUCCGUAUUAAUUGAAAUGAGUGGUCCAAGUGAAGGGUAUUUAGCAUUUGCAUUGUCCCGUGACCAGUGGAUGGGUGGUGAUGAUGCAUAUCUGUGCAUUAAUGAGGACCACCAUGUUCACGCAAGCACUGCCUAUCUGAAGGGGCGAAGUCCUCCUCUUUUGGAUUCAGAGAAUGCCCUUGAAGAUGUGUCAUGGAGGCUUGCGGAUGGUGUUCUUCAAUGUUCUUUCAGAAGGAGUAUUUGUCUUCCUGCUUAUAAAGAGAGAUUUAAUCUGGAUUCCAGUUACUACAUCUUCAUGGCAGAUGGGGAAGUUGAUGAAGGUGGAUUAAUAUACAAACAUCAUCGUCAGCCUCUGGUCACCAAUGGAAGGUACAAUGUCACAGGCCUUCCUCAGGAUAUCGGAGGUUCCCGGUCCCCGUGGCUUAUCAAGGCUCAUGGAGCGCUAAUGUUUAUUGCUUGGAUUACCACAGUUAGUGUUGGCGUUAUUGUUGCACGAUUUUUCAAGCCUGUCUGGUCUCAUUCACUCCUGUUUGGAAAGGAGUUGUGGUUUCAGGUGCAUCGUGUGCUUAUGUUGAUCACAGUCAUGCUUACAAGCAUUUCUUUUGUGUUGCCUUUUAUAUACCGAGGAGGUUGGAGUCGACAAGCAGGUCUUCAUCCCUAUCUUGGCUGUACUGUGGUGGCUCUGACAAUCCUUCAACCACUUAUGGCAGGUUUCAGACCAUCUCGUCAUGCACCAAGGAGGCAACUGUUUAACUGGUUUCAUUGGGGUACUGGGACGACAGCUAGAAUACUAGCUGUAGUGACUAUGUUCUUGGGAAUGGAUCUCCCAGCACUUGACCUACCAGACCCAUGGGACACCUAUACAGUGAUUGGUUUUGUAACUUGGCAUGUCAGUAUUGAUGUUCUUCUGGAAAUACACAGCUACUGUCUCGUACUUAAAGCUGAAAUGAUAGAGGAUGACAGAGUACAGAUACUGCAGUCACUCACAUCUGCAGAAGCAGAGGGUCGUCUGUUUAAACAAGUUGUGUUAAUCAUCUAUGUCUGCGGAAAUAUAAUAUUCCUUAUUGCCUUUUUGGCAGCAAUCAGCCAAAUAUAA
Molecule: messenger RNA, 1869 nt
Organism: Chaetura pelagica (chimney swift)
Lineage: Eukaryota; Metazoa; Chordata; Aves; Apodiformes; Apodidae
Gene: FRRS1
Product: ferric-chelate reductase 1
Exons: 17
Coding region: 1-1869 (622 amino acids)
Molecular function (GO): oxidoreductase activity, acting on metal ions
Source: RefSeq, a predicted model, not a curated record